Molecule: messenger RNA, 8004 nt
Organism: Oncorhynchus kisutch (coho salmon)
Lineage: Eukaryota; Metazoa; Chordata; Actinopteri; Salmoniformes; Salmonidae
Product: HMG box-containing protein 1
Exons: 11
Coding region: 460-1893 (477 amino acids)
Biological process (GO): regulation of transcription by RNA polymerase II
Cellular component (GO): nucleus
Molecular function (GO): DNA-binding transcription factor activity, RNA polymerase II-specific; RNA binding; RNA polymerase II cis-regulatory region sequence-specific DNA binding
Source: RefSeq, a predicted model, not a curated record
AAUGAAGCCAGAGAGUUACUUGAUGGCGACAGGUUUGGUAAAAUAACAGAUUUCUAAGAAACAAAAGUCUAACUAAUCUUGAGAAAUAAGCAGUGUAAUUUCCUUUAUUCAGCGCGUAUAGUUUGGUGGAGUGGGACAGUUGUCAAUCGACCGUUCGAUGUCGAUUGACAAUUUAUUCGAGAGAUAUUUUGUUCAUUGUUAUGUUUGUUAUUUUGGUUGUAACAUUAGCUUGCUAGGCUAGCAGCUUGCUAGCUAUAUAUCAAUAUAGUGACAAAUACAGACUGCUUUAAAGGUAGUAAAACAAUGUUUCGGGAAAAAACUUCGGACUCGAUGUACAUUUUCGGUUCAUUCAUUUGACAAUCUCGAACAGUGGGGCGCAAGCGGUGUCGUGUCUGAACUUGUUGACAUUCUUUUGUUUACAAUGGCUGUCUACAGACUUUCCAGCUGACAUGGCGUAAUAUGUUUUGGGAAGUUAAUAAGACUGAACAAGUUGAGGAAAACAAGAUGGAUGCAAAUAGAAUGGAAGACUCUUUUGAUCUUCUGAAAUGCAAUGAGGCUCUGUCCUCAUCACCUGGCUGCCCCCCUACUCCCAUGGAGUAUGAUGACCUGCCAGAGCUGCAGGAGGUAGAGGAGAACCAGUCCUCUCUGGUGCUGUUCCAUGUGGGAACUGGGGUGUCACAUCAGGACUGUAUAGCUGGUUACCCUCACACCAAUUGGCUGACUGAGCUAGCUAACAUCGCCACCAGCCCUCAGAGCCCCCUACUGCAGGAGCCUCCUCCCAUCAAGAAGUCGUCUCCUAUGCACAUCUUUGCCACCAGUCGUAGUUUACAUUCUUACGCCCGACCUCCCCUGGCUAGCAGUGCACCCAGCCCCUCUAGGGGUCACCUUAGGGAGCGCAGCAGACGUGUCAGAGCCAGCAGUGAGUCAGAGUCUGGUGUGUUCUCUAUGUCAUCCUUCUCUGAUGAUGAGGACAUGGGUUGGUCUAACUCCUGGCCUUCAACUGCCUGGCACUGUUUCCUGAAAGGCACCCGGUUGCGGUUCCACAGGGGUUCUAACAAGGAGUGGCAAGAGGCUGAGGACCUGGGAGACUCUGAUGACGAGUCAGAUGAUGAUGAGAGAAUAAUGCCGUCCACUGCCCGCAAGAGCUACGGUUCGGAAGGUCUGAAGCUAGUGGCCCACGAGGAGAACGUGUCGUACGGCCAGGCUGUCCUCAAACUCACCUUUGACCCCGGCUCGCCAGAAGAUGGCCUCUUAACGGCAGAGUGCAGAUUUGAUCACCCCUUCUUUGUGAAAAACAAAGGCUGGUCCUCGUUCUAUCCCAGCCUGACGGUGGUGCAGCACGGUAUCCCCUGCUAUGAGAUGCAGGUGGGGGACCUAUGUCUUCCUCCAGGCCACAGAGACUCCAUAAACUGUGACGACUCUGUUGUCUUCGACACCUUCAGGAGUUAUGACUUCACCCCUCUGGACUCUUCAGCUGUCUAUGUGCUGAGUAGCAUGGCCAGGCAGCGUAGGACCUCCCAGUCCAGCAGUGGCGCUGUCUCCCCUGACCCAGAGAAACUCUCCAGUUCCUUUCACCCCUCCUCCACCAGCAAAUCAAACAGGAGCAAUACCUCAGGGACAGCCCCUGGCGGGGCCACACCCACCAAAUGCAAGCGGCCAAUGAACGCCUUCAUGCUCUUCGCUAAGAAGUACCGGUUGGAGUACACACAGAUGUACCCUGGGAAGGAUAACAGAGCCAUCAGUGUAAUCCUGGGUGAUAAGUGGAAGAAGAUGAAGAACGAGGAGAGGAGGAUGUACACCAUGGAGGCCAAGGCUCUGGCUGACGAGCAGAAGAGACUCAACCCUGACUGCUGGAAACGCAAGAGAACCAACUCAGGGUCCCAGCACCAAUAGAUGGCCUGGUGAACAGACCGACCAGGUGAACAGACCGACCAGGCGACUCCUCUAGCCUCUCUAGCCUGGUCCCAGAUCUGUUUGUGCUGUAUAGCCAACUAUGGUCGUUGGACCAUAAGACAGCACAAACAGACCUGGAACCAGGCUACUCUCUCUCUCUGCUCACCUGUUAAAUUGAUGAGACAUAACUGUGAUGCUGAAUACACUUGCUUUUAUAACUAAGAGACCUUAUAGAUAGGCCUACAAGAUAAAACGACAACUAUGAACUAUAUAUUAAAAAGCAGGUAAUCUAGUUUAACUAACCGUGCUUAUAUUUUCUUACAUUUUAAAAUGACAAGAGAUGCCGUGUUAUUCCUCUAUAUAAAAAAGGAAAGGCUCAGUUUUAUUUCUUCAGGUAAUUUCAUAUUUCGAGGCAUGAAACCUUGAGAUCAGGAUUGCAAAAUUCUGGUAACUUUCCAAAGAUUCCCCAGGUUUUCCAGAAAUUCAGGUUGAAAGAUUCCCAGAAUCAGGAGGGAAUACGCAAGAAAUCCAGAAUCCUCCAACCAGGAAUUCUGGAAAACUUGAGAAUUUUGGUAGAGUUACUGGAAAUUGAGAAUCCUACUUGAGACCCAGUGGUGCUAAGUUCGGUUAAGGAAGGAGGAGCAGUGUUACAAAAGUUAUAUUUUUAAUUGUAAAAUAAAUAAGGGGGAUUUUAAAUAGCUUUGGUAACACUUUAUUUUAAGGUUCCAUAAUAAAGCAUUUAUAAGGCAUUUACAAACUGCUUGCUCAUCAUUUAUUAAUCAUGCAGGAAUGUCUACCAAUGGCAUAUCCAUCUUUUUGUGAGAAAUUACACUGGUCACUCAAAGUAUUUAUAAAAUAUUCAUAAAGUAUAAAUAGUGCUCACUUUAGGGACUACAAAAAUACUUUACUAAUUAUUAGUAAAUGGUUUAUAAAUGUGGGCGUAAUGAUUAAUAUAUGGUGACCACACAAUUUAUAAAUGCCUUAUCAAAUGGUUUAAUACGGAACCUUAAAAUUGUGUUUUUUCUCUUCUCAGCUGUAGUUCAUAUUGACUUAUAUUUGUUCAACUCAAUAUAUUGCACAGAUUGAUAAAGCCUUUCAUGCAUUGUAUCAUACAGUAUGACCAAAAGUAUGUGGACACCUGCUCGUCGAACAUCUCAUUCCAAAAUCAUGGGCAUUAAUAUCGAGUUGGUCCUCCUUUGCUGAUAUAACAGCCUCUACUCUUCUGGGAACGCUUUCCACUUGAUGUUGGAACAUUGCUGCCGGGCCAAUUUUUUUUAUUUAACCUUUAUUUAACUACGCAAGUCAGUUAAGAACAAAUUCUUAUUUACAAUGAUGGCCUACACCGGCCAAACCCAGACGAAGCUGGGCCAAUUGUGUGCCUUGCGUAGUCUCGCAUUGUCUUGUUUUGCUCUCAGUUUUUUGUUUAUUAUUAUUAUUACUCUCAGAAGGACCAACCAAAAGCGUCUGUUGGAGACACAGGUAGAGUGGCGAAGGAGCUGAUCCCCCUUAACUCCUUAUAAAGAACCACUCUCCUGGCCUCUGGUCAUUCUCAAGCAUGCUUCUCCUCGCACUCUUGUGAGCAGUGAAAUGUUGUGAUACAUCUCACUUAUAUCAGAGAACCAGGGUUACGAAAGUAACCUUAAGUUCUCUUUCAAAUACUAAUUUCAAUGUAUCACAUACUCUAUGGUGAUAUGGCCAACUCUCGUAUCGCAAACAUGCUCACUGAAGCCAGGGUAGUCCCAACAUCAGCAACCCUCAGAGGCUCCGAAGCUGAGGAAGUGCGCAUGCAAGAAGUUGCAGAAACAAGUUGUUGGGAAAACUUCAUAACAAAGUGAGGGGAAGCCCAAAACAUGGUGCGCAAAUCUCAGUUUAAUGAGAUAUGUUUCUUUCGAGGGUGGUAACCAAAUGAUUGAAAGCAUUACACCCUUGCCUGAGCCUUCGUUCAAUCCAAGUAGAUGUGCAAUGCGUGUACUGGACAACAACAGGAAUGCCCUUAUAGGCAGACAAAUAUACAUUUUCGACCUGGACCAAAGGAUGGGGUUAGGUAUAGGGUUAUCCUGAAAAACCCUGUGGCAGAAUGCGGGUGUGAACAGUGGCUGGUAGAGCACUGUCCACACACUCACUUUAGGGACGCCAAAAGCAAAAGAUGUAGGAAUAUUGCUUCUCAGCGGCUAGUAGCUGCUGUGAAAGAAUCUUAAGCACAAUAGACAUGUCCCAGGUUGAGUAACCUCAUCCCUAGGCUAUUGGCGCAAUAUAAGCCUUGGAUAUCAACGAUUCAAAGUUGGCCUUAGUGGGAGUGACCAUAGAAUUUUAUGGGAGUGACCUACUGAGUAAUGUAUUUGUCAUCAUUUAAUUUUGGAGAAUCACAUGACUGCAAAGAGUGGGGAGGGUUAAGGGGAAGGUGUUGUGGGUGACGAUUGGUUGGUAGAUUAAGCCGAUUAAGCCAAUGCCUAUGCAAUGGGAGUUUCUCCCGUUCUUUCUGUAUUGGCUAACGAAGGCCAAUAAGUUUGACGCGUUGGUCCACCAGACCUUCUCUCUGUCCAAAAAAGUCCUGCAAGGAGCAUAAGACCAUGGAACACAGUGUAGGACGAAACUAUCUGUUUAGUCAUACCACUUCUGUAAAACAGAGAGCAUGCAUAAGGAGGUUGGCCCUCUUUUUCAAGAGUCGAAGACCUGCAUUUCUUUCCUUAAAAUGUAAAAGAAAUAUUUUUUUAAUUAUGUCACCAGCUAUGCCCCGAGAGAGUAGAGAAUUGCUUUGUUUGCUAGGGUAUAAACCCUGCAUGCGCCAAUAGCUGCCAGGACUGGUUGUGAGUAAGGUAUAACUGCUGCCCAAAAGUCACUGGCCAUCGAGGGGCUCGAAGAUGAGGGGGAGGCCCUAUUCCCUUGCUCUGUGUAGACGGAAAAGGGAGGGUAGGUAACAUAGUUGAAAAAGCAUACGGCAUCCCUCUAUUUCAUUGGUUUGUCAGCUCUCCCGCCCCAAAUGGCGUGGUCACCGUUUUUGGGAUGGGGUCUCCCAUGGCCCUCACAGGGUCGUCGCUUCUAUCAGGGUGCAGCAAGUCAGUCUGGAUAGAUGUGGGAAGUGGGCUCUCUCUAGACAGAGCAGGCUGAAGGAAGAAGUAUUCAAAAUCCUGUAUUCAUUAAAAAAAAUCCUGUAUUCACUGAGAAGUAGAAAAGCAAUUGACACAAAGCAAAAACCUUUCGUUCAGUCCUCAACCUCUCAACAGGGUCUGAAGAGCUACGCUCAGCAAAAAUAUCCUACACGGUUCGCUUCAGACCAAAUAAGCAGGAAACAGGGCUCCAGUCAUGCUGAGAUCUAGAGAGCAAUUGUCCUCACAAAGAAGAUGAACGAGAAUGACCAUAGGCUUGGAGAGUGGCUCCUUAUAAGAAGAUGAGGGGCUCACCUCAUUUCCCACUGUCUCCAACAUAUGAUUUCUAUUGGCCCUUCCAAGAGUAUUGGUGAUCCUAGCGAAUCCCCAUAUGUGAUACAUCGAAAUUAGUAUUUGAAGGAGAACCCUUAUGUUAUUGUUCCAUUGCAAAACAUUUUGAAAGGUUUCCUUCCAUGCUCUAAUGAACAUAACUCAGAUACCCUGUUUCCUGAUUCACACUGUAGGGUCGAACCAAACUAUUAUGGCUUGGAUAUUUUAUUUUCACAUUGUGCUUUCUAGCAUGGUUUCAGGAACUGUGAUAGAUGUAUAACCAGGCCUCUCAGUACAGCUCGGCUAGGCUUGGCUUAGCCCUUUACUGUGAAUCAGGCAUCUAGUUGCUAAACCAGCUGGUCGUGUGCCGAUGAUGAUGUAUGUUUCUACACAUGGAUGUGUUGCACACUCAUCCAAACAGCACUUCAGGCCCAAGCCUUCACUUUUAGUGUUUUAAUUUCUUUUUGCACUUUAUAUACAGUACAUAUGUAAUCUUAUACAGUACAACCAAUUAAAUGUAUGCUAGUGGAAGCUACUGGUAACUGCCAAAAUAAAGGAAACGUGAGUAAUGAGGGAUACAAAGUAUAUCUAAAGCAGGUGCUUCCACACAUAUGUGGUUCCUGAGUUAAUUAAGCAAUUAAAACAUCAUGCUAAGGGUAAUGUAUAAAAAUGCCCAGUUGCCCAUUAUUUUGAAAUAGGUGUUUAAAGGGUAUGUGUGUGUGUGUGUGUGUGUGUGUGUGUGUGUGUGUGUGUGUGUGUGUGUGUGUGUGUGUGUGUGUGUGUGUGUGUGUGUGUGUGUGUGUGUGUGUGUGUGUGUGUGUGUGUGUGUGUGUGUGUGUGUGUAUUUAUUAUGGAUCCCUAUUAGCUACUCUUCCUGGGGUCCAGCAAAAUUAAGGCAGUUUAUACCAUUUUUAAAACAUUACAAUACAUUUACUGAUUUCACAACACACUGUGUGCCCUCAGGCCCCUACUACACCACUACCACAUAUCUACAGUACUAAAUCCAUGUGUAUGUGUAGUGCUUAUGUUAUCGUGUGUGUGUGUAUGCGCCAAUGUUUGUGUUGCAUCACAGUCCCCGCUGUUCCAUAAGGUGUUUUUUUUAUAUGUUUUUUUAAAAAUCAAAUUUUACUGCUGGCAUGAGUUACUUGAUGUGGAAAGGAGUUCCAUGUAGUCAUGACUCUAUGUAGUACUGUGUGCCUCCCAUAGUCUGUUCUGGACUUGGGGACUGUGAAGAGACCUCUUGUGGCAUGUCUUAUGGGGUAUGCAUGGGUAUCCAAGCUGUGUGACAGUAGUUUAGACAGACAGCUCGGUGCAUUCAACAUGUCAAUACCUCUCAUAAAUAAAAGUAGUGAUGAAGUCAAUCUCUCCUCCACUUUCAGCCACGAGAGAUUGACAUGCAUAUUAUUUAUAUUAGCUCUCUGUGUACAUCCAAGGGCCAACCGUGCUGCUCUGUUCUGAGCCAAUUGCACAUUUUCAAAGUAAUUUUUUGUGGCACCUGACCAUAUGACUGAACAGUAGUCAAGGUGUGACAAAACUAGGGCCUGUAGGACCUGCCUUGAUGAUAGUGUUGUUAAGAAGGCAGAGCAGCAAUUUAUUAUGGACAGACUUCUCCCCAUCUUAGCUACUGUUGUAUUAAUAUGUUUUAACCAUGACAGUUUACAAUCUAGGGUUACUCCAAGCAGUUCAGUCAUCUCAACUUGCUCAAGUUCCACAUGAUUUAGUUGAGGUUUAGGGUUUAGUGAGAGUUUUGUUCCAAAUACAAUGCUUUUAGUUGUAGAAAUAUUUAGGGCUAACUUAUUCCUUGCCACCCACUCUGAAACUAACUGCAGCUCUUUGUUGAGUGAUGAGUCAUCUGCAUACAUAGGCACUCUGGCUUUACUCAAAGUCAGUGGCAUGUCGCUAGCAGAAUUUUAAAAAAGCAAGGGUCCUAAACAGCUACCCUGGGGAAUUCCUGAUUCUAACUGGAUUAUAUUUGAGAGGCUUCCAUUAAAGAACAUCCGCUGUGUUCAGUUAGAGAAGUAACUCUUUUCCCACAUUAUAAAGCCCUAACACAUACGUUUUUCCAGCAGCAGACUAUGAUAGAUAAUGUCAAAAGCUGCACUGAAGUCUAACAAGACAGCCCCCACAAUCAUUUUAGAUCUCAAACCAAGCUUCAGGGGAGUGGUCUGAAGGUAAAUCAGUAUCGGCCUGUAAAAAAAAUAGGUUGUAAAAAGUUUGGUCCCAAAUAACAUGACGAAACAUGGGUUUAAAAUGUAUUAUUUAUUGGAGUUUUCUCCUCUCAGAUAUAGAUACCUUAUUCCUUAUGAUUUAUUUUUGGGCUGAAAUCUAGAGGCUUGAUGUUGGUGUUUCCUUUAUUUGGCAGUUACCUGUGUAUAAAAUGAUAUACGAUAUAUCUUCAAGAGAUCUAUCAGUGUUUACAUUGACACAAACAUGGCCAAACUGUAUACAGUAGGUCUAGCCUGAGUGCCAGUCUGUUUUGUGCUCUAUGGCAUGACAAUGAAUGACAAGGAGUUGGCAGUACAGCAUAAAAAGACUGGCACCCAGGCUAGUACAGGUCAUGUGAUGUUUUGCUUGCAGGUUGCCAUGGCGUUGAAUUUAUACAGCUUUGUUGUUGAUAAUGUACAGGUCCACGCCCCACCAAACUCAAAAUAUCCUUGUACUAUAUUUUAAAUAAAAGUUUAAACUUGCAAUCUUA